UGAGCUGAUCCGAUUACAUAACCUAACUUUUAGCGUGUAGUUCGUGCAAAAUAUUUAUCAUGCCGUUUCUCACUAGUAUCCUUCGUAAAUCCUUUCUGCAAUCUUACCAGAGUAAGCUAACAGUGGUGAGAAAUCGGCUGGACAGUAUAGCUUUCCCGGAACGCCUGAAAGGUACCAUUGUAGAGAAAUGGGCAAAUUACUGGAAGCAACUCUUGCUCGAUUAUCAAGAAGUUAUCGUUGGAGUGGGCAAGGAUGCCCGGGAAAAGCCAUUGAAGGCCACAAUCAUUGCUUCACUAUGCGGAGGACUAUACUAUUGCAGCCAAAACAAUCCAGAUGAAGAAAAUUUCCUGGAAAAGCUGAGACAGUAUCAGAAUGCAAUGAGUUUGGUCCAUGAAAGCCUCCACAAUCCUGCCUCCAAGGAGCAUUUGUUAAUGGUGGAGAGGAGUCACAAUUCCGGACAGCUGAGAAGAUUAUCCUUAGGAGUGAUAUCAUUCAUGUGGCUAGAUGAUUUCAGCAAGGAAACAGCCACAUAUCGAGCAACCUGCAGCUAUUUGAAGCCUGAGUGGUCAACAUUUCAUCGCCGGAUCAUAGAUACUGGAUUCCUGGGUCAGUGGUGGAACUUUAGACGCAAGAUGACGGACUAUGAUAUUAAUUAUUAGAAUUUAGAAAUUAAAAUAUUACAAAAUGGUAGAUAAAAUUAAGAUUUUUUGAGAUUGUCCAGUUCCUGGGUGACUUCUUCUAGUUGUUCAAAGAAUUUGGACAAUUGACUGUGAUCGUUUUUUAGUAGGACCAAAUCACCAGCCAAAGUCUUCAUCUGGAUAACUCCCACUGGUGUUUUCUCCUUUUCUCUGGCCUCUGAAGAAAGAUCUACUUCCAGAUUCCACGUGAUGUCUUGCAACUCAUUUGUCUGUCCAGACUCGGUCUCGAGAUUAUCCAGGAUAGGUUUCUGUACUCGAAUCCAGUGUUUAAUAAAAGCUUCUGCCUUUUUUUCCUCAAA
Phlebotomus papatasi is the source of this 997-nucleotide messenger RNA. Its product is annotated as mitochondrial import inner membrane translocase subunit Tim29. Gene Ontology annotation, biological process: protein insertion into mitochondrial inner membrane. Gene Ontology annotation, cellular component: TIM22 mitochondrial import inner membrane insertion complex. The record is from RefSeq and is a predicted model, not a curated record. The transcript has a single exon. The coding region runs from base 60 to 659 and encodes 199 amino acids. Lineage: Eukaryota; Metazoa; Arthropoda; Insecta; Diptera; Psychodidae.